Molecule: messenger RNA, 3081 nt
Organism: Drosophila busckii
Lineage: Eukaryota; Metazoa; Arthropoda; Insecta; Diptera; Drosophilidae
Gene: dor
Product: vacuolar protein sorting-associated protein 18 homolog
Exons: 5
Coding region: 86-2989 (967 amino acids)
Biological process (GO): lysosome organization; endosome organization; organelle fusion
Cellular component (GO): endosome; HOPS complex
Molecular function (GO): protein-macromolecule adaptor activity
Source: RefSeq, a predicted model, not a curated record
GGUCACACUGCAGCGGGGCGUAAAUCAAGAAAAAUUGUGACAGACUUUUCUGUUAUUGUAAUAUAACUACAUUUAGUUUAUUGAAAUGUCGCAAAACAAGCAAAUACAACCCAAAUUCUUGUCUGCAAUACCAAGUAAACCAAACAACAGCAGCACAGGUGGAAAUCCAUUCGAGACAGACGAUGAAGAGGAAGAGAUAUUUAGCAAACUAAAAUUGCCAUUGCGAUUGCCAAGCAAUUUCGCCGAUGCACAUAUAGAACAUUUAAUUGUGUGCAAAAAUUGGUUGCUAUGUGUAUUAGCCACACAGGAGAAGUUGACACUUUUGCGUUUCUUUCUACCACGAGCGAUACCUCCAGGCGAGGUUGCUUUGGAUAAAUAUACAAGUGGGUAUAAGAUAGGAAAGCUCUUUCUUGAUCGGACCGGUCAUCAUGUGAUUAUAUCGCUUGUACCCAAGGCAACUGGCGUUUCGGCAGAUUUUCUAUACAUUCACUGCUCGGAGACACCCAAGGCACAGCAAUUGAAAGUGCGUCGCAUUGAAAAGUUUAAGGAUCAUGAGAUAACAGCAGUUGCCUUCAAUACCUAUUAUGGCGAUGAGACCACAACAGGCACAAUACUCUUCGGCACUAGUCGUGGCCUCAUCUUUGAGACAGAACUGGGCGCUUCAAUAGACAUGCCGCGCAAGCAGCUCUACGAUUUAUGCCAAAGCAGAAUAACUGGCUUGGAGAUACUGCGCGUACCCAAUAGCAAUCGUUGGAUAGUUGUAGCCAGUACACCUGACGGUAUACAUGCUUUUCAGGAUGUACUAAGGCCAGAGGAAAGAUCGCUACAUUCCAUAUUUUCCAGCUAUGGAGCUUUUGCGGAAAAACAAAAAACCGAUUUAAAUUAUUCUCUGCUGCGUUUCUUUGCGCCACCCAAUAGCAAAUAUCCCAAGCAGUGGGCUUGGCUUAGCGGCGCUGGUCUACGCACUGGCGAGCUUUCAAUUGAUAUUGGCAGCACGGCAACAUUGCUGGGUGACACGCUGAUUAAGCUGGACUUUGAGAAGGGCAAGCUUUUGUCCUUUGACGAGCGUCGCACCAGUGUUGUCAAAUCCUUUGUACUCACCGAAUAUCAUGCUGUGCUGCUCUAUGCGGAUCAUAUAAAGGCUAUUUGCUUGCUUAACCAAGAGCUGGUCUAUCAUGAAGUAUUCGAUGAGUCACGCCUGGGUAAGCUGCAGAACAUCGAGCGCGAUGCCUUUACUGGCACCAUCUACGUCUAUACCGAUCGGAUUGUGUUUACAUUGAGAAUCACGCGCGAGGAGCGUAAUAUCUGGCGCAUUUAUUUAGACCGUGGACAGUACGAAUUGGCUACGGCUCAUGCAGCGUCCAAUGCUGAUAAUCUGCAAAUGGUUUUAACGCAACGAGCGAAUGCAGCAUUCCGCGAAGGCGCCUUCGAAGUGGCAGCCAACUAUUAUGCCGAAACGGAGGAAUCAUUUGAAGCCAUUUGCCUUAAGUUUAUGGCACUCAAUGAUAAACGUCCCAUUGUUAACUAUGUGAAGAAGCGUUUGACACGUCUUACAAUGAGCGAAGACAGUACGCCGGAAGCUAUAAAGUCCUUGAUUAUCUGGCUUAUAGAUUUGUAUCUAAUACAAAUCAAUUUGCCCGAACAGAGCGAGGCCAGGCGACAUGAAUGGCAAGCCGAAUACGAUGAGUUUAUGCGUGAGCCUUAUGUAUUGUCCUGCACGAGUCAACAUCGCAACGCUGUGCAGCAGCUAAUAACGCAGCAUGCGGAUUCGCACAAUCUGGCGCAGUUUGCCAUCUCGAUAUGCGACUUUGAGCAGGUGAUUGGCCAGCAGCUGAAGGCUAGCCGCUAUGCUGAGGCCUUGCAAACACUCGCCAAGCAGACGGACCUAAGUCUGUACUACAAGUAUGCGCCGAAGCUGAUUGAACAUCUGCCAAAGGCUACAGUUGAAGCGCUAAUGGCAAUGGGCUCUAAAUUGGAUCUGGAAAAGCUAGUGCCGACUCUUAUCAUAAUGGAUACAGCAGAUCAGCGCAAGCAUGUCAUACGUUAUCUUGAGUUUGCUGUUUACAAACUUAAUUCAAGCAAUGAGAUCAUACACAACUUUCUGCUGCAUCUCUAUGCACAGUAUGAGCCCAAGCUGCUGAUGAAGUAUCUCGAGAUUCAAGGCCGCGACGAUACUUUGGUGCACUAUGACAUACACUAUGCACUAAAAGUAUGCACCGAGCUCGAUGUAAAAGAUGCCUGCGUUUUUCUGCAGUGCUUGCUUUGCAUGUGGACAACAGCUGUGGACUUGGCGCUUCAGUUUGAUAUGCAGCUGGCAAAGGAGACUGCAUCGAAGCCACAGGAUACAACAAUGCGACGAAAGCUCUGGCUACGCAUUGCAUAUCAUGACAUUAAGGGCACAAAUGAUGUAAAGCGCGCGCUAAAUCUAUUGAAGGAAUGCGAUCUGCUGCGCAUCGAGGAUCUCUUGCCAUUCUUUUCUGAUUUUGAAAAGAUUGAUAAUUUUAAGGAAGCAAUCUGUGAUGCACUCAAAGACUACAACCAGCGCAUACAGGAGCUGCAACGCGAAAUGGCCGAGACGCGGGAACAAUCGCUUAAUGUUACCAAAGAGCUGCGAACGCUGCGCACGCACAACGUUCGUCUGCAGGCAAAUGAAGUGUGUGAUAUCUGUGACAUGACGUUGCUAGUGAAGCCAUUCUUUAUAUUCAUUUGUGGGCACAAGUAUCAUAGUGACUGCCUGGAGAAACAACUUGUGCCUAUGCUGAGCAAGGAUCGCAGUCGACUGCUCAGCAUGCUCAAGCAACAACUGGAGGCGGUAAUGACACAACCAACAACGAGCAAAGCAGCUGAACCAGAGAAGGAUCGUCUCGAUAUUAAAGCUGAGAUUGAAAAUAUACUAGCGUCCGAUUGCCUGUACUGCAGUCAUAUGAUAGAAACCAUAGACCAGCCGUUUGUCGACGACUGGGAUCAAGUGAACGUCGAGUGGGAAUAGCAUAGCAUAUAUACAUUUAUUUAUAAAUCUUUGUACAUACAUAUUAUCUAAGUACCCCAAUUGCUUAAUGUAACAAUAUAUUUAAUCAACAA